AUGUGGGCCAGGACGAUCCUUCGGCUCUGUACUAGCAAGCAGCCAGGCGCAGCGGCACCUGCGGCCGCCGGCUCGUCGUGGAUGGCAGCAGCUGCGUGGGCCAGUUUAGGCAGUGAAUUCGCUGGUGUGAGUGAAGAUAAGUUUCUUCGGCCGAGUCCUGAUGGGUUUUUGACGCCGCGUGCCACGACGGACGUGGUUGUGUCGGAGCAACUGCUGCAGUCGAUGGUUGCGGAGAACGAGGAACGGUACAAGGGCAUUGAUGUGCGUGACCCCUCCUCGAUGGCGGUCUACGAGGGGGAGCGUCCGCGGUGGAUGACGCUGGGCAGUCAGGUUCGUGCGGUCUCCGAGUUCAUUUCUGGGCACUUGUGCCAUCACAUCUCACUCCCUGAGUGGAAGGCCCUGUUUGACCUGCAGUAUGCCGAGAUGGAUUUGACCUACUGGCUCUACGUGCUGCAUGUUCACAUGGUGAGCCGACGUGCCACCAGCAUCCCCAUUGAAAAGUUUAACCGCCGCCGCGAGGUGCUAGAGGAGAUCCUGCUCACCAUGUUUGAGAGCUGGGCCUCGACAUCGGAAGAUAUUAUGGGCCGCCCUCCGCUAAACAAAAUUCGUUUUUACAUCAAAGAUAUGUAUUACGUCACGGCGGUUAACUUUGAGGAGGCCCUCCUGCACGAUGGCGCAGGGGCAGACCUGAUGCUUUUAGGAUUUUUGAUGAAAUUUUGUCCGCUGCCGCGGCCGGAGGAUGUGCCACUCUACACGUACUACUCGCUGGUGCACUACGUCCGCUUUCACACGGCCCUGCUGGACCGCAUCCCUGACGAACUUAUCGCGAAGGGAAACUUCAACUUUCUAUCACCCACCGACUCCCGCAUCUUUGAGCAGUACGACGAGGUUGCGCUUGACCGCGUCAUCCGCUCGUGGACGGUGGACGUUGCGGACGCGGGCGAGUCCAACGAGGGGGGCGAAGCCAACUGA
Messenger RNA from Trypanosoma rangeli, 972 nucleotides. RefSeq lists its product as uncharacterized. NCBI's taxonomy places the organism in Eukaryota, Euglenozoa, Kinetoplastea, Trypanosomatida, Trypanosomatidae. The record is from RefSeq and is a predicted model, not a curated record. The transcript has a single exon. The coding region runs from base 1 to 972 and encodes 323 amino acids.